UUUGGUGAACGCUGAUUGGCUGGUCCUGUUCUAUGGAGUUGGCGCCAUUGCAAGCCUCCGAUCUCUCUCCACAGUGCUCUCGCACAUAUUUGUCUACUCUUCGCCUGCAGUAGUGGUUAAACCACGACACAAUGGCUGAUAAAGAAGCUGCAUUUGACGAUGCUGUGGAGGAAAGGGUGAUCAACGAGGAGUACAAGAUCUGGAAGAAGAACACCCCUUUCCUCUAUGACCUGGUCAUGACCCACGCCCUGGAGUGGCCCAGCCUCACUGCCCAGUGGCUGCCAGAUGUCACCAGACCGGAGGGGAAAGACUACAGCGUACACAGGCUGGUGUUGGGAACACACACUUCUGAUGAGCUGAAUCACCUCGUGAUUGCGAGCGUCCAGCUCCCCAAUGAUGAUGCCCAGUUUGAUGCAUCACACUAUGACAGCGAGAAAGGAGAGUUUGGAGGCUUUGGUUCUGUAAGUGGGAAGAUAGAGAUUGAGAUCAAGAUCAACCAUGAGGGCGAGGUGAACAGAGCCCGCUACAUGCCUCAGAAUCCUUGCAUCAUUGCCACCAAGACCCCAACCAGUGAUGUGCUGGUAUUUGAUUACACAAAGCACCCCUCCAAGCCUGACCCCUCUGGAGAAUGCACUCCCGAUCUGCGGUUGCGAGGACACCAGAAGGAGGGCUAUGGCCUCUCCUGGAACCCAAACCUCAGCGGCUGCCUCCUCAGUGCUUCUGAUGACCACACAAUCUGCCUAUGGGACAUCAGCACAGUGCCCAAGGAAGGAAAGAUAGUGGACGCCAAGACCAUCUUCACAGGCCACACAGCUGUGGUGGAGGAUGUUUCCUGGCACCUGCUCCACGAGUCGCUCUUUGGAUCUGUGGCCGAUGACCAGAAGCUCAUGAUCUGGGACACACGGUCCAACAACACCUCCAAGCCCAGCCACGCAGUGGACGCCCACACCGCGGAGGUCAACUGCUUGUCCUUCAAUCCCUACAGUGAGUUCAUCUUGGCCACUGGCUCUGCAGAUAAGACCGUGGCUCUUUGGGACCUUAGGAAUUUGAAGCUGAAGCUGCACUCGUUUGAGUCUCACAAGGACGAGAUAUUCCAGGUUCAGUGGUCUCCUCACAACGAAACCAUCCUGGCCUCUAGCGGCACCGACAGGAGGCUCAACGUCUGGGACCUCAGUAAAAUCGGAGAGGAACAGUCACCCGAGGAUGCUGAGGAUGGCCCUCCUGAGCUGCUGUUCAUCCAUGGCGGACACACCGCGAAGAUCUCCGACUUCUCUUGGAACCCCAACGAGCCUUGGGUCAUCUGCUCGGUAUCAGAGGACAACAUCAUGCAAGUCUGGCAGAUGGCUGAAAAUAUCUACAAUGACGAGGACCCAGAAGGGGCUGCCGAUGCAGAGGUCCAGGCAUGAGUCCAGCCUCCACAUCUCUUCAUUUGACCUGCUUGUUUAAAAAGGAUCCGUUGUCCAGAGCUGGUUGCAUAAGCAGUAAUCUCCUUUCCAAAUACAUUUUGGGCAGCAGGAAAAUUGAAAGAAUGAAAUGCUGCAUUGUCACCAUGUUGUGAAAUAUUUCAAGUAAGUCUUUAGAUCUUUUUAGUUUUUCAAGCUCCCAGUACUCAACUCUGGCUUGUGAUUAAGCCAGCACAGAUGUGUUCAACGUUUACGUUUUGCUUUUUGAUGGUUUUUUUUUUCAUCCUGUUUAGUUGUCCUGAACAGAUUUCUACAAAGAUCCAUUUUUAUUCAAAUUGUACAUACUGUAGGGUUCUUGUAUUCUCUUGAUAUUCAUAUUAUGAACUUUCCAGAAUCUGUGUGUCACUUUUUAUAUGUUGUUUUUCUUCUGCAUUUUCUAUGUGUAUCUGUGCUGCAUCUGAUCUCUUGUGUACUUCAGUAACUUCAUAAUAAAAUAUUUACAUUAAA
Messenger RNA from Pseudoliparis swirei, 1910 nucleotides. RefSeq names its product histone-binding protein RBBP4. Gene Ontology annotation, cellular component: NuRD complex; nucleus; ESC/E(Z) complex. The transcript is spliced from 11 exons. Gene Ontology annotation, molecular function: histone binding. The record is from RefSeq and is a predicted model, not a curated record. NCBI's taxonomy places the organism in Eukaryota, Metazoa, Chordata, Actinopteri, Perciformes, Liparidae. Gene Ontology annotation, biological process: regulation of gene expression. Bases 132 to 1406 code for a protein of 424 amino acids.